Molecule: messenger RNA, 933 nt
Organism: Cloeon dipterum
Lineage: Eukaryota; Metazoa; Arthropoda; Insecta; Ephemeroptera; Baetidae
Product: zinc finger protein 780B-like
Exons: 1
Coding region: 1-933 (310 amino acids)
Source: RefSeq, a predicted model, not a curated record
AUGAACCUACCAGAGCCUUCAGUAGGGGACGAGAAUCUAAAAACGGAAUGCUUCUUCUGCGGUAAAAUGAGACGCUACAUGUUCACUCACCUGGAGAGAGCCCACAAAGACCUGAUGAUUAAGAAGUGCGAAAGCAACGUUUGUUUCAAGUACUUUGAAACUGAAAUCAAGAAAAAGAUGCAUUUUAGCAUUUUCCACCAAAAUACGCAUAAGCCGCCGCUCAAGUACGAUUGUCAGUACUGCGCAGACGCGUCGUUCAGCGACCCCGUUUGCUACAUUUGCCACAUGCGCAGGGUCCACCCGGAAAUUGCAUUGAAAUGCUCUGUGCGUAACUGCGUUUUUAUUUUCAAAACGGACGAAGAGGUGAACGCCCACCUCGACGCGGUGCACGUUGUCCGCGAGCAAGGGGACGUCUUCCGCUGUCAUUCGUGCGACUUCAAGAGCAACGUCUGCACCAACCUUGUGGAGCACUUGAGCAAAAAUCACCUGGCGGUGAAGAUAAUCGAGUGCCCUACCUGCGCUGAGGUGUUCUUCAACCUGAGCGACCUGAAACGCCACGAGAAAGUGGCGCACAGGUGGAUGGUGUGUUCCUACUGCAAACAGCCCGUGGAAACUCUGAAAAUGGACAAGCACGUGAACCACGAAUGUCCAGAGUGCAUGAAUACGCUGCUCUGCGCCGGAUUUUUGAAGAAACACUUGCCAAAGUGCCACGGAAAAAAUAAGAUUCUCCGCAACAAGCUCAAACGUAAAUUGAAGGUCAAACGUUAUAAAAAGAGGAGCAGCCUCAAGAAGUUGAAGAGUGAAAAUAACCGUGCAGAAGGUGGGGCACCACAUAAGAAGGAUUCCCUCAAAGUUUCAAAAGCUCCAGCGGAAACUUUUCACUGCAACAGAACCUAUAAGUUGCGCAGUGAUGAUAAAACUUUUACGUUGUAA